Molecule: messenger RNA, 1899 nt
Organism: Verticillium alfalfae VaMs.102
Lineage: Eukaryota; Fungi; Ascomycota; Sordariomycetes; Glomerellales; Plectosphaerellaceae
Exons: 3
Coding region: 1-1899 (632 amino acids)
Source: RefSeq, a predicted model, not a curated record
AUGGACAACUUCAAUAACUGCACCGUUGAGGGUGGCGCCCUGGUGACCACCAGGCGAGGACUCCAGGUAUCAAAAGCGAAACAUAAUGGGAUCUCGUUCGUCAACAUCAUUGCUGGCCCCGAGCAAACAUCAGAGGCGGCCCCACAAACUCGAUUGAGCCGCAGUACCGAUCUGGUUGAUCUGUCGCAGCCAUUGGAGAGACGCUUCAAGUUUGUCACUAAAAAUCAAGAGCCGAGGAAACCACGGGUCUCCCAGCCCAAUAAAACAACGCGAGCUAUUCAAAUCGACAGCAACAAGAGAAGUAAGCCACGGAAAGCGCAGAACAACGCCCCUCGCAUUCUAUCGAGCCAAGUCGGGCCGAUAUAUCUUUACGAUCCAUCUCUCGCAUCCUCGGAAGAAGUCGAGUCGCUUGAGAAGGCUCUUGAAGAAUUCCAGCAAUGCUACCAAAGCACACCCUAUCUAAGCACAACCUCUUGGCGUGCUGAAGUAUGGGCAACCCACAAUUAUUCUGUGCCAAUGUCCGUGAGCAAGCAGAAACUACUUCACCUAUACAUGCGAUUUAUCCCUUUCAAGAUGUAUCCUCUUGAAUGCAUUCUCAGUCACAACCCGACUCGGUCGCCGAAAUUUUUCGAAAGGUUGCAAGUCACACCGAAUUCUCUUGUCUCCGUAAUUGUGGCAGGGAGUUUGGUGGAGGCUGUUCUCAAGGGCGAACGGUGCAGUGACGACAUGCUCGAGCAGGAGUCUUAUGCUUGUGGCGUCGUCAAUGGAGAACUGCGGAAAAUCGCGAGACUUCGUGGUCAGGAGGCCCACGGCAUUAUGGAGUGCAUCUGUUCUAUGGCCGUUGGAAGUGCCCACCUAGGUCGGCACGACCACUGGCACAUGCACAUGAAGGGACUGAAGCAAAUUCUUGAGAUGACUGGUGGCAUAGACAAAGAAUGGACCUAUGUAAUGAACAAAGUGCGACGAGCCAAUGUGAAGGCCGCGGCCGCGUUAGCCACCAUACCAUACCUCGAGUAUGAGAGGAUAUACGGCAACAUAUCAGACUCUCUCCCGAGGACAACGCGCGCACGCCUCUCCAAGGCUGUCAAGGGGAUCCUGGCUUUCUGUAAUGUGCAGGAGGUCAUAUGCGAAUCCUUUGCCAGUCUCGUUCUUUUCAGUCAUGCCGUCUCAAAAGCCCUGGCCGCCAAGAAGCGCACCAUUCUCUAUGACCCGGAGGUUUUUAUCGAAGAGUGGCUAUGGGUCAUGUACCAGCUCAUCCGCUUCCCAGGUGUGCUACGUGACGAGAGCACACAGAUCCCAAGUAUUGAGCUUGAUCUCAACCUGGGCGAGCGUCGCUACAAGGAGCCCUUAGUUAGAGGGUCACGAUACUGUGCGCCGGGUAAGCUCGUGCCCGCUCACGCGGACAACAUCCUCGAGCCGGCGUUGCGUCUCGCUGGCUUGCUCUAUGUUGAUGCGCUCGUCCCUGACGAGCCAAGGACACUAAACGGGUAUGCGGUACUUCUGGGGCUUCUCACGACGGCCAUUGAUACCAUACUCAAGCGCCUGGCGGCGCGAGGGUGGGAAUAUGAAGAUGAUGCCGCCUUCGACGACGGACUCCCAGCCAUGGCGGUCAUGAAGCCAGUCCUGAUAUGGAUUGGCCUGGCAGGGUACGUUAUCGCAUGGACGGGUGAUGGAGAGCGGUUCUGGGGCCUAGGAAGGUACGACCGUAGCAUGUACUGCGAGUGUUUGGCGAAGGUCAUCGGGUCCACGCCACAGAGUGUUGACGCGUUACUGGAAAGCGAUCUAGCUCUAUGUGGUCUUUUGGACCCAAAGAACUUGUUGCGGAAGGAAAUCGCAACAAAAACACUCUUGAAGGGGAUUUUGAAAGAGUAUAGCGAUGGAGAGGAGUUCAAGUGUUGA